AAGAUCUUAAAACAUCAUUGUCUUGACGAUAAAAUCAGCCAGAGAUUCAGUGUGCUCUGACCGCUCAACUCGAUUAGACAACACAUCAAAGUUCAGCACCAUGGCGGAUGAGAAGAAGAAGGUUAAGAAGAAGAAGACCAAGGAAGAGGGUGGUACUUCCGAAACCGCUUCGGAGGCAGUGUCUGAGGCAGCAACUCCCGCACCAGCCGCAACUCCUGCCCCAGCUUCUGCUACUGGAUCGAAGAGAGCGUCGGGCGGUUCUCGCGGCUCGAAGAAGUCCAAGCGCGCCGGCUCCUCGGUCUUCUCUGUCUUCUCCCAGAAGCAGAUUGCCGAAUUCAAGGAAGCCUUCCAACUCAUGGAUGCCGACAAGGACGGUAUUAUUGGCAAGAACGAUUUGCGCGCUGCCUUCGACUCCGUCGGCAAGAUCGCCAACGAUAAGGAGUUGGACGCUAUGCUCGGCGAAGCCUCUGGUCCAAUUAACUUCACCCAAUUGCUGACCUUGUUCGCCAACCGUAUGGCCACCUCUGGUGCCAACGAUGAAGACGAAGUUGUUAUUGCUGCCUUCAAAACAUUCGAUAACGAUGGUCUCAUCGAUGGUGAUAAAUUCCGCGAAAUGCUUAUGGGCUUCGGUGAGAAAUUCACCAUGAAGGAGGUCGAUGAUGCCUUCGAUCAGAUGGUCAUUGAUGACAAGAACCAAAUCGAUACCGCCUCCCUGAUUGAAAUGCUCACCGGCAAGGGUGAAGAGGAAGAAGAGGAAGCUGCUUAAACGCAGCCCCGUUACACAUCCUAACUCUUAACUCAGCAUCCAUAUUACAACCAAACAACAAAAACAAAACAAA
This is a messenger RNA of Drosophila busckii, 839 nucleotides long. RefSeq names its product myosin regulatory light chain 2 (gene Mlc2). Gene Ontology annotation, molecular function: myosin heavy chain binding; calcium ion binding. Bases 101 to 766 code for a protein of 221 amino acids. The transcript is spliced from 3 exons. Gene Ontology annotation, biological process: post-embryonic development; locomotion. Gene Ontology annotation, cellular component: myosin II complex; cytoplasm. NCBI's taxonomy places the organism in Eukaryota, Metazoa, Arthropoda, Insecta, Diptera, Drosophilidae. The record is from RefSeq and is a predicted model, not a curated record.